GGACGAGCCGGGCCACCCAGGACCGCGGCUGCAGCGGGGGAGCGCUUUGCGGGGGACACAGGGCUGCCCGGCGUCGGCCGCGAUGCUCCCCUCUUUGCAGGAGUCUCUGGACGGGGACGAGAAGGAGCUGGAGAGCAGUGAGGAGGGCGGCCCGGCCGAGGAGCGGAGACUCGAGCCGCCGCCCAGCAGCCACUACUGCCUCUACAGCUACCGUGGAAGCAGAUUGGCACAGGCGCGAGGGGAUAGUGAAGAUGGAAGUCCAAGUGGCACGAACGCAGAAACUCCCUCUGGUGAUGACUUCAGCCUCUCCUUGGCGGAUACUAAUCUGCCACCUGAAGUGGAGCCAGAGCUGCGCAGCUUCAUCGCUAAGCGUCUUUCCAAGGGAGCCGUCUUCGAGGGCCUGGGUAAUGUUGCAUCCGUGGAGCUGAGAACUCCAGGUUACCGGGUUGGUUGUUACUACUGCCUUUUUCAACAAGACAGACUGCUUCCUGAAACUGCAACCAUGGACUCUGAAUCCAGUCCUUCAGACUAUGUGGUCUGCUUUUUAGGAGGGUCUGAGAAAGGACUUGAGCUUUUCAGGCUUGAAUUGGACAAGUACAUUCAGGGGCUGAAAGAUAAAUUGAACUGUGAGGAAAGUGGCAUGGAAGUCCACAUUAAGUCCUACCUGAGCAGCUGGUUUGAAGAUGUCGUAUGCCCGAUCGAAAGGGUGGUUCUUCUCUUUCAGGAGAAGCUUAACUUUCUGCUCCAUGCUGCACUAAGUUACACUCCUGUUGAGGUUAAAGAAUCAGAUGAAAAAACAAAGAGAGACAUUAACAGGUUUCUGAGUGUGGCCAGUCUCCAGGGCCUUAUUCACGAAGGCACCAUGACCUCUCUGUGUAUGGCCAUGACUGGGGAGCAGCACAAGUCGGUGGUCAUCGAUUGCAGCAGCCCCCGGCCGCAGCUCUACAACGCAGGAAGCAACCGGUUUUGUGAAGAUUGGAUGCAGGCUUUUUUAAAUGGUGCUGAAGGAGGUAAUCCUUUUCUUUUUCGACAAGUGCUGGAGAACUUUAAACUAAAGGCCAUACAAGACACAAAUAAUUUGAAGAGAUUUAUCCGACAGGCAGAAAUGAAUCAUUAUGCUUUAUUUAAAUGUUACUUGUUCCUAAAGAACUGUGGUAGUGGAGAUAUCCUCUUGAAGAUUGUUAAAGUGGAACAUGAAGAAAUGCCAGAAGCAAAAAAUGUGGUAGCGGUCCUGGAAGAAUUUAUGAAAGAAUCUUCUUAAAAUUUUUGAUCAAAUGUUUUGGGACAACUAUAUGUUGAAGUUGUAUAACUGAGCCUUGAAGUUUGGAAUUACAGUUGUAGUUGUUGAUAGGCAAUGCGUUCUAGAUUCCUUUUUCAUUUUUUACUUUAAAAUUUUAACUUAAUUAAACAUUCAAUCUGAGG
Sorex fumeus (smoky shrew) is the source of this 1422-nucleotide messenger RNA. RefSeq names its product chromosome unknown C17orf75 homolog (gene CUNH17orf75). The transcript is spliced from 10 exons. Lineage: Eukaryota; Metazoa; Chordata; Mammalia; Eulipotyphla; Soricidae. The coding region runs from base 83 to 1261 and encodes 392 amino acids. The record is from RefSeq and is a predicted model, not a curated record. Gene Ontology annotation, cellular component: trans-Golgi network.